AUGGUGUUUUGUUUUUUUUUAAAACGACGAAUGAAUGUAUGGAAACGAACCCUCAUACAGUAAAUGCAGCGCGUACCAGAGAACGGAGGAAUCCCGGAGACCCGAAGGAAACUCUCCAUAUAUGGGCAUGUACGUCACACGCGGGCUAUCAGUGGAGCGUACCAUUUUACACAAUGAGGGGUACUGCUUUUUAUAGAAGUAGGGUUUAAAAGCUAAGACUUUCUCCUAAAGUUAGACAAUAUUGAUGGAAUGAAAUUAUGACUAUCCUAUAAUUUUUAAUUAAUAAAAGUCGUAUUCAGGCGAGUUUUUUUUUCUUUUAAAGGCGUGUUUUGAUGCGCGCCUCCCCCUCCCUGAUGUCGUGUUUCAAUCGUCCUACACACUUCUCCAUUCAUAAAAAAGAGCCGGCUUGCGAAGUGACUCAGACGUCGUCGGUGACAUCAGUGAAUACAUCGAAAAAAGGGAAAAACUUUUUCAAGAAAGAAGAGCGUUAUAUAUAUUUCGGAGUGGAAAAGUUUUAAAAAUACAGUUUUCGGGUGGGUGAAAAACUACGCCAAAGAGAAGGUUUACCUGUGAGAAUAUGUUUCGCGGUUAUAGCGGGCACUACGGCGGCGGUAGCGGUUCUGAAUACGCCGGUGCUGGAGAGAGGAGCGACGAGAGCGGCGCUGGGAGUCUGAACGUUUCAACCACGACGUCACAGCAGCAACAGCAACAACAGAAGUUCGGUCUUGAAGCGCGGUCUGGCGCUGGUCAGUUUGUCCCCAGUCUGAAUGCAAUCGCCAGCAGCCAGGAGCUGCAGUGGAUGGUACAGCCCGCUGGAUUCAGCACCACUGUGUCCGGACAGCUCCCGCGCUCCCUGCCCUUCUCCCCCCUCGCCCACUCCUCCGCCCCCCGCCUUCAAGCCGCUCAUCCCCAGCCCCGGUUCCCCGGCUCGGGCCGGCAGGGAGUGAUCCGGACCACGGGGUUCACUGGACGCAAGAGGCACGACGACCACCUGUGCCCAGAGGAGGCGGAGAGGCGGCGGGUGAGGAGAGAACGGAACAAGCUGGCGGCGGCCAAGUGUCGAAACCGGCGACGGGAGCUCACCGACACCCUGCAGACCGAGACCGAGAAGCUGGAAAGCGACAAAGCCUCCCUGCAGAAGGAGGUCUCCGAGCUGGAGAAGGAGAAGGAGAAGCUGGAGCUGGUGCUGCAGGCUCACCGGCCCAUCUGCAAGAUCCCCGAGUCGAGGACGGACUCCGAGCGGAACCCCGAACCCUGGGGAGCGGACAGGACAGAGCCGGCUGACCUCUCCAUCGCCCGCAGGGACCGGACAGCAGCAGCUCGGAAAAAAACGCCCCUCCCUUUCUCUCGACUGCCCCCCUCGAUCGAGGAGCCCGACGCCCUCCACACCCCCACUCUGAUCACCACCCCCUCCCUCACCCCCUUCACCGCCAGCCUGGUGUUCACCUACCCCAGCGCCCCCCUGGACGCCCUCCCCUCCUCCUCCUCCUCGUCCUCCGCCCCGCCCCCCCUCGGAGAGGCCUGUGCUGUGGCUCACCGGCGCAGCAGCAGCAGCAGCAGUGGAGACCAGGCCUCCGAUUCACUCAGCUCUCCCACACUGCUGGCUCUCUGAGCCCCGCCCCCGAGGGGAGGAGCCUGCGAGUGUGGGAGGCAGCGUCAUAGAUGACCAACCCAAAGUGACCCAGAGAUAGAGAGAAUGAGUGGACCAAUGGAUUAAUGGAUGGUUGAGAGUUGGAAAUGCAUUGAAUUCAAUGAAAUGUGCCUCCUAAUAUAUAUAU
Messenger RNA from Acipenser ruthenus (sterlet), 1778 nucleotides. Its product is annotated as fos-related antigen 1. The coding region runs from base 578 to 1612 and encodes 344 amino acids. The transcript has 4 exons. Gene Ontology annotation, molecular function: RNA polymerase II cis-regulatory region sequence-specific DNA binding; DNA-binding transcription factor activity, RNA polymerase II-specific. Gene Ontology annotation, biological process: regulation of transcription by RNA polymerase II. Gene Ontology annotation, cellular component: nucleus. Lineage: Eukaryota; Metazoa; Chordata; Actinopteri; Acipenseriformes; Acipenseridae. The record is from RefSeq and is a predicted model, not a curated record.